AUGACCUCGCAGGGCCACGAUUACAAGCAAGCCUUCAUCAAGAAAUGGGCCAAGACCGCCCUACGACCGUCGCCUCCCUUGAAGAUUAACGAAGCCAUGCACGAUCCUCUAUACCGCGACUGGGAGCCAAUCGAGGUCUUCCAAGACACUGGAAGCUCUACAAUGUACCAAGAAGACCCCGAGGAAGACGUGAGCGCCAUAGUCACGCCGCAUUAG
Molecule: messenger RNA, 216 nt
Organism: Parascedosporium putredinis
Lineage: Eukaryota; Fungi; Ascomycota; Sordariomycetes; Microascales; Microascaceae
Source: the annotation of a GenBank genome assembly